Messenger RNA from Carya illinoinensis, 732 nucleotides. RefSeq lists its product as uncharacterized. The transcript is spliced from 2 exons. Gene Ontology annotation, biological process: defense response to fungus. The coding region runs from base 44 to 676 and encodes 210 amino acids. NCBI's taxonomy places the organism in Eukaryota, Viridiplantae, Streptophyta, Magnoliopsida, Fagales, Juglandaceae. The record is from RefSeq and is a predicted model, not a curated record.
UUCAUCAGGAUUGCAAAAUUGCAGUAGAUUAAGGCAAGCAAUCAUGGAGGCUCUCAUCCUAGAGCUAACUCUGGGGGUGGUAGCGACUAAUCUUUUGAAUACUGUUAGAGAGGCCAAAAAUAAAGCCAUUAACUUCAAAGCCGUACUCGCAGACCUCGAAACCACUAUAAUAAAAUUAGUUCCCAAGGUCAGUAGGAUCGAGCAGUUAAGCGAAGAGUUGGGAGAUUUGCCCAAGGCUGAAAUCCAACAGUUGAAACUGGAGUUGGGGAGAGCGACGCAGCUUGUUUCCAAGUGCAAGGAGAUAGCUUGGUGGAAUUACUGCAACAAGUAUAGGUACUCAAACAAGCUCCAUCAACUUCGUGCUACGCUUCGUAGGCUGAUUGAAAUGGAACUUCCAGUAGGACACGCGGAGGAUCAUAUGCAGAUCUUGACCGAGUUGAGAAAUAUUCGGGUAACGAAUGCUACGUGUUUUCUGUUAAUCCUGUGGAGACUGAAUAUUCCGGGUUUGAAACAUAAGGAUUUUGUAGAAAGAAAUGGCGAUGGCUCUUCUUGGAUUUCCGAAAAUGAAAAGUCACAUUGGAUAGAUUACUUGGUCGUAUAUAUAGUAUUUGUAGUUAACAUGUAUAAAAUGUUACAUGUCCUAGAUAUUGAUUAUAUUUGUGAAAUAAUUGGAUGAAGAAAUUAUGAUUGUAAUUAGCAGAAGUAAAUGACCAUUUCCAUUUUUCAAUAAAA